GUUGUUGUUCGCUAUUCUCAACGCGCUCAAAAAAGCAUUUCAGCUAUUUUAGUGGUAUUCUUGUGCUUCGUGAUAAAUUCGCUUGAAAAUCAACUUGCUUCAGCAUGUCUCUAGCAGAUGAACUACUGGCCGACUUGGAGGACGACAACGACGAUGAUGAAGAGCUGGAGGCAAUCAAGGAGGAAACGAAAUCGGUGGCACCAGGUGACGAGGGACAGGACGAUCCGGAAUCCGGUGGCGAAGAGGAAGCUCUCAUAUUCGACGUGAAGGAUGAACAGAUGGAAAUCAAUGUGUCGGUCGCGACCAUCCGUGAAAUCUGCAAACUGCGCGACUCGGAUCGACUGUCCAAUGUUUUGCAGCAGAUCGAAAAGUACGCCAAAAAUCCUCGCACCACGAACGAGAUGGUCGGUAACGUGGAGUCAGAUCCCGAGUAUCAGCUGAUAGUGGAGGCAAAUAAUAUAGCGGUCGACAUUGAUAGUGAAAUUUCAACCAUUCACAAGUUCGUGAAGGAUAAGUACCAGAAACGGUUCCCGGAACUGGACUCACUGAUUAUGGCAGAAAUGGACUACAUACGGAGCGUCCGCGAGCUUGGCAAUGACCUGGACCAGGCGAAAAACAACGAACGUCUACAGGAAAUCCUCACCCAGGCCACAAUUAUGAUUGUCUCCGUGACCGCUUCCACGACACAAGGUGUCAAGUUGGAACAACACGAGCUGGAACAAAUCCGGGAAGCCUGUGACAUGGCCGUCGAGUUGAAUGAUUUUAAGAGCAAAAUAUUCGAGUACGUCGAAAGUCGCAUGACGUUCAUUGCCCCCAACAUGUCGAUGAUCGUGGGUGCGUCAACGGCGGCCAAGUUGGUCGGGUUGGCUGGUGGGCUGACCAAGCUUUCGAAAAUGCCGGCCUGUAAUGUGCAGGUGCUCGGAGCACAAAAGAAGGUCCUGUCCGGUUUCUCAAAGGUGGCCAUGUUACCGCACACUGGCUACGUCUACUACUGUGACAUUGUUCAAGAUACUCCACCUGAUCUUCGGCGCAAGGCAGCUCGUUUGGUGGCGGCCAAGUGUACCCUUGCGGCGCGAGUCGAUGCGUCGCACGAAAGUCAUCUGGGAGAAAUUGGCCAGCGGUUCCGGGAGGAUAUCGAAAAGAAGCUCGACAAGUUGCAGGAACCGCCGCCGGUUAAGUUCAUCAAACCCCUGCCGAAACCCAUCGAGGGCGGAAAGAAAAAACGCGGUGGAAAGCGAGUGCGACGAAUGAAGGAACGCUACGCCAUGACGGAGUUCCGCAAGCAAGCCAACAGGAUGAACUUUGGCGAUAUCGAUGAGGAUGCCUACCAGGAGGAUCUCGGGUACACGCGGGGCACGAUCGGCAAGGCCGGUACGGGGCGCAUUCGUCUGCCGCAGAUCGACGAAAAGACCAAGGUGCGGAUCAGCAAAACCCUCCAGAAGAACCUACAGAAGCAGCAGCAGGUUUGGGGUGGCAGCACGACGGUAAAGAAGCACAUUUCCGGUACGGCGUCGAGUGUCGCUUUUACGCCACUGCAGGGACUGGAAAUCGUGAACCCACAGGCGGCCGAAAAACCGAGUGGCGAAUCGAGCGCAAAGUAUUUCUCCAACACGUCCGGGUUUCUGUCGGUUGGUAAGAAAACGACCUAAAGGGAAAAUAACGCUUAGGGAGUCCCUUUAAACGUUUUCGAGUGAUUGUGGAAAGAGAAGCUUGAAAUUUAAAUGGAAAUAAUAAAUAAAUUAAA
Molecule: messenger RNA, 1744 nt
Organism: Anopheles coustani
Lineage: Eukaryota; Metazoa; Arthropoda; Insecta; Diptera; Culicidae
Gene: Prp31
Product: U4/U6 small nuclear ribonucleoprotein Prp31
Exons: 5
Coding region: 105-1649 (514 amino acids)
Biological process (GO): mRNA splicing, via spliceosome; spliceosomal tri-snRNP complex assembly
Cellular component (GO): U4 snRNP; U4/U6 x U5 tri-snRNP complex; precatalytic spliceosome
Source: RefSeq, a predicted model, not a curated record